This is a messenger RNA of Protopterus annectens (West African lungfish), 4752 nucleotides long. It is a transcript of the gene MPV17, whose product is annotated as mitochondrial inner membrane protein MPV17. The coding region runs from base 253 to 786 and encodes 177 amino acids. The transcript is spliced from 9 exons. The record is from RefSeq and is a predicted model, not a curated record. Lineage: Eukaryota; Metazoa; Chordata; Ceratodontiformes; Protopteridae. Gene Ontology annotation, cellular component: membrane; cytoplasm.
UGUACCGUUUGAAAACUCUUAUGGGAGUUGUAGUAUUUGUGCUUUAAACAGUACGGGAGGUAGAAUUCACACGGCAAACGGUGCUGUGGAAUUCCUUGCAUCCACCUGAGCUGCCACCAAAUUAAACAGAUGGGACCUUGGUUUAACCUGUCAUUCAAAGGACAGCAGUCUCAAGAAUGCAGCACUGCAGUGUUAGCAAUCUACUUGCUGUGGGAAUAAAUCCCACAAUCAUCUACACCAAAGAUUUAAAAUAUGUCAGGUUUGUGGAGAUCCUAUCAAACACUGUUGUUUAAACACCCUUGGAAAGUGCAGAUUCUCACAACUGGUACUCUGAUGGGAGUUGGUGAUGUAAUUUCUCAACAAGCAGUUGAAAAAAAAGGGUGGACCAAUCAUGACAUGGGAAGAACAGUUAAAAUGACAGGAAUUGGACUCUUCUAUGUGGGUCCUAUUAUUGGUGGGUGGUACAAAAUCCUGGAUCAGCUCAUUCCUGGAGCAACUAAAACAGUGGCACUGAAAAAGAUGCUGUUUGAUCAGAUUGGAUUUGCUCCUUGUUUCCUGGGUGGAUUCCUUUGCAUAUCUUCAGCACUGAAUGGCCUUUCCACUGACCAGAUAUGGAAUAAACUCAAAAGGGAUUAUACAGAUACACUGAUUGCAAAUUAUUAUAUUUGGCCAUCUGUUCAAAUUGCAAAUUUUUACUUCAUACCUCUAAAUUACAGAUUGGCUGUUGUCCAGUGUGUUGCUAUAGCAUGGAAUUCCUACCUCUCCUGGAAGGCUAAUAAGAUGUGAAGAUCUAAUCACCCUAUAUAUCAAAAUAAUGAAAUUUGUAUUAGUGAAAGAUUUAGUACACACUGUAAUCAGCAAAACGACCACUGAAGCCAUAGAAUGUCCUGAUGUGUAAACAACCACCAAGUUUCAAGACUGUAGAACAAUGUAGCUAUCAUCUCGACUUCCAUAUGACAAAAAUAUGUUUAAAGUAAUUUUGUCUUUUCCAUGAAAUCUUGAAAGGGAUUUCCCUGUGAAAAAUGCAUGUUGUAUAAGGAAUAAAUCACUGUUAAAUCAGUUGAUGCACAUGCUGGGAGAACACUGCACAUUGAGGAUGGGGACCUGAGAAACUUCAGAGUUUGUCUUGUAUACAACUCCACUUCAAUAAAGGAGGAGUUCAGCAUCACUGUUGUAUUCAAACUAAAGUCCUAUAUACUUUGUGCCACAGCAAAUCAAUAAAAAUAUAAUGUAAUCUAAUGUUCGCAAGCUUUUCAUAGUUAAAGUCCAAAACAAUGUUUGUUUGCAUUCAAAUACAGUAUUCCCUUGUAGACAAAGGUCUGAUACAGUGGUUGAUAAAAUAAAUGAGCAGUAAUUACAUAGAUCUCACAGCAGUAGACCAACUGUCUUUACAGUUCCGCCAAGAUGGAUAAGCGAAAAUGUAUUUUCCUUACACACAGGCAAGCAUAAAUGCAGCUGGGGUAUUCCCUGAAGGGUUCAGCUCCAUUCUCUCACAGGCAUACCCUCUGGAUUGCCUUCCUUCUUCUUAUGUAACUCCUUCUAGAGUCCAUCCAUUACAGUGAUUUUAUAGAUAUAUUUACAUACAGACACACACUCAAAAUAUAUAUAUAUAUAUAAUACAUAUGCAUGCACACGUGUGUGUGUGUCAUCAAACAGCAAACAUUAUAAUAUACUAACUCGUACAGUUUAUCAACCUAAAGAAUAGAGAAACAUCAAACUCAGGAAAUCACAACCAGCUCACAAAUAGAAAUCAUAGUAGCAGUGAUUGCGCAGGUAACAGCUGCCACCAGGUGAACCUUUCACAUUUCUGCAUAUUUUUUCUUCUCUGUUACAGAACUGUGUGCAGCUGUCUCAGAUUUGACUAAAUUAACUUUCUAUGAAAUGGGCUUUCACCUAAAUGGGCUUUCAGUCAUUUGGAUUCAGUCAUUUAGAACUGUGCAAUCUGGGCAUUCAUUCAGAUGUCUGGUUCACACGCAGCUGUAAAAAAUGCUUACAUAUACAGACCAACCUGGGUCAAAACAGCAGUUACAAUACAAAAACUCCUCCUGUUGUAAAUCAAGAAUUUUCUGUUUCUUUACCAAAAGGUGUUUUAUUUUAUGACAUUUUAAGUUCUGGGAAAGAAAAGUGAACUGGCAGCAGGACCCUUUGACUUUGCCUAAUAGAAGCAUCAGGGUGAUGUAAGGGCAUCAGAUCCAACCUUUUUGAUGAAAUUUUGUGCUAGAUAUUUUUAAUGACUAACUAAAGUCAGGCUAGUUUAAUCAUUAUGCAAUCCCCCUCACAUCAAAGAAAUUAGAUAUAAUCUUUAGACUUCAUGUGUCAAAAAUGCUAUAGCUUGAUGCAAUGAUCAUAUCAUCCACAUAGCAAAAGUGAAUUUAACCUCACUACACAGUAAUAUGUCUAACAGACAAACUAAGGAAGCAGAUAUCAUCAUUUACCAUGCAGACCUGAUGAUAGUAAUUUGCAGCUAUCAUUCUUGGAUGGAUUGCCAAUUACAUGGUACAGUUACUUGCCUCUUUAGCAGGAAAGUGUUGGCUGUUUAAAAGAGAAUACCACAGAAUGCACAUUUAUAACCAUUAAAAAUGUAGUCAAGUACAAUAGCUGUUCUAUUUCUGACAAAUUGGAUAAGUAGAACACUUUAAUCCUUUGACUACUGUGCAUUUCCCAGGAAGAUGUCCCCAAACUUCUGAAUGUUUUGCUGAUUUUGUCUAAAUGCCUUUAUUUCUAGAGGAGUUGUGCAUUUGUCAAGAAUUGUUUAAGGAAAUGUACUGUCAUAUUUACCUAUAAGGAUUCCUUACCUCUGAAGAUUCCUUACUUUGAGCUCAUAUACUCAAGGGCAAAGGAGCAACUGCAUCUUGUGUUGUAAUGAAAAAAUAGUCAUAUUAAUGGCAUUAUAUGUCACAACAUAUAAAAGAAAGAAAAACAUCACUUUUAUUCAAAAACAUGUAUUAUUUGGCCUAAAUUCAAAACAGUAAUACAUAGUUCAUUAUUGAUAGCUGUUAGAUUCUUUUACUUAGGAAAAAUUUGAAAGCUAGACUUUUGCUGCUUUAAGCAAUGGAGUUUGAGACAGCAUAUUACAAAUGAAAAUCUUUCUGGAGAAAUAUAUAUGUUUUUUUUCUUGCAAUGAGGCCUCAAUAAAAAUAUAUUCUACAUAGAUGUGGCAUAGCUCAGCCCGAGCAGAUGUUAUAUACCUAGCAAUGGAAAACUUUUGUGAUGUGACAUGCCAGACUAUGUUAGUUAAGUGAAUAUACAUGCCUUUUCUAAGAAGUAAUAACUCUUACUCUUUUGAGAGUUCUGAUGAAACUUUAAAUAAUUAAUUCUUGAACACUCAGUUGCAGUAUUCAUCUUUGGCUGUCAUUCUACUGUUUGGGAUUUCAGUGCAGCUCAGUUUUCAUUUUGAAUACAGCACAUACCUUCCUUAUAACAUGGAGUGCUGGCCAUGAUAUUUUUGCAGUGACAGAUGCGUUACUUUAUAUGAAAAAAUAUAUGUAUGUUUUGAUGACAAUGGAAUAAAGACAAAUGCUUUGCCAGUAUCAUGAGUCCAGUCUGACAAAUGUCAUGUAGUGGAAUCUGAGUAUAAUACAGUGUCAGACUGUAGCAAUGAUUUGCAUCAACAGGAGUAUUCCUUUGCUGAUGGAUACAUAUAUGGUGAUAUUUAAUUUGUCACAACUGCACACAUUUUGUCACUUGCUGAAAUGUAGGUGAUUUCAUUGGUGGAACAGUUGACCAAAUUAUGUAACUCAAACUUCAGCAGCUUGACCAUUACAUAAUCCAGGUGAUCUCCUGUUUUCUAUAAGGUUGUACAACCUUGGAGUUAGUGUAUUUAAUUUCCAGGGAUGUGUUUUGUUUCAGUUUGGGUAAUCACAAAUGUAACCUACUGGCUUUGAUUUGUAAUUUUUUUUUUAGAUUAUUUGGGUAGUGAUUAAAUGGUAAUUGCCAGUGAGUUAGUUCAGUGCUUUGUAUUUUGAAUAGUCAUGUUUACAGAGAUAUAUACAUGCACACACACACACACACAUAUAUAUAAAAGGAUGUGUGUGUGAUUUUUACUUUACUUUUUAUGACAAUAGAAUAAAUAUAUAUUGUGUUCCAGUGCCGCAUAAUCCAGCAUGUGCAGAAGUAAUAAAUAUCUGUAGUGCAGGUAUCAAUGAAAGAUAGUGAUAAUGUGGGAACCUCAGAAUUUAGUAUUUAUGUAUAAAGAUCUGCAUGCCACUCCUACUUGGAGAUCAAAAAUAUUUCAUAAAAAUGGCACCAGGCUACUCAGCUGCAAAAAUGUAACUUAAGAAUGCUAUUCUACCCUUGGGGAAUUAAUUGUGUUCAUGUGAUAAAUUUAACUAAUUUUGGCUUCUUCAAAUCACAGAAUUUGAAUCAUGGCAAAAAUACUUUUGUGCUGAAACAUAUAAGAAUUAUACUUUUGAUGCAGUGGCAAUUCAUUAAAGAUAUCCUCUGCAUCAAUGAAAGUAUAAUGCAAAAUAGCUGACUGUGGCAGUGAAAGGCCUAUGAAUUCCUGCACAUAGUACCCAUGUACAAAAGGCUAUAUGUCAGUCCCUUUGAGUCUUCCUUACAAAGUUUUUAGCCAAUGGCAACAGGAGAUUCUGCUAUAAAAUGCACCUAAUACUGCCAUUCUAUGUUUAACAAAUGUAUUGUAACUUAGCACGGAAUCUGAGCGCAUCUCUUUUAAACAGAACAAGACGACCUUUUUUCAUAUUUACUGAUAGUUGUAUUUUUGUAACAAAUAAAAAAAUGAAAAAAAACGUA